Messenger RNA from Catharus ustulatus (Swainson's thrush), 2106 nucleotides. It is a transcript of the gene DEDD, whose product is annotated as death effector domain containing. Gene Ontology annotation, cellular component: nucleolus. Bases 964 to 1953 code for a protein of 329 amino acids. Gene Ontology annotation, biological process: extrinsic apoptotic signaling pathway via death domain receptors; apoptotic process; regulation of apoptotic process. Gene Ontology annotation, molecular function: protein binding; DNA binding. Lineage: Eukaryota; Metazoa; Chordata; Aves; Passeriformes; Turdidae. The transcript has 5 exons. The record is from RefSeq and is a predicted model, not a curated record.
CGCCGCUCCCCCCGCCGCUCCUCGCGACGCCUCCGCCUCCGGAGCCUCCCCGGGGCCUGACCGGAGCUUCCCCGGGGGAGAAGCGGGGCCUGCUCGGGGCCUUUCGCGGCCUUACCGGGGCCUCCCCGCGGCCUUACCGGGGCUCGGCAGCGCCGUCUGAGGUCUCCCCGGGGCUCGGCGGCGCCGUUCGCGGCAUUACCGGGGCUUGGCCGGAGCUUUUUGGGGUCGGACAGGCCCUUCCCGAGGCCUCCGGGCCUGACCGGGGCUGAGCCGGGGCUUUGACGGCCUUUAACGGGAGGAGCCCCGCGGUGCCCCCGGCUUUGCUUCUUUAUUUAUUUGGGGCCGAUUUGAGCCGAAAUCGCGGCCGAAUCGGAGCUUUUUUUGUUUUGUGUUUUUCUUAUUUCACAGCAACGCUUUCCCCGGUUUUUGUUUGGUUUUGUUGUUUUUUGUUUUUUUUUCCCCGGAUUUCGACUCCUGAGGAACAGAAAAUCCCGGGAUUUGAGGCGCAGGAGAAGCGGGAUGAAAUUCCAAGGAUUUCUUCACUCGAGCGAGGUUUUUUUGGUUUUUUUCUUGCGGUUUUUGCUUUGAGCGAGCCCAAAUCCGCGAGAAAUCCGGGAUCCAGGGAAUUCCUCCCUCGGGAAUGGUGUCCCUGGAACCGGGAAUGACUUAAGGGCAACGCCACGCUUGGCUUUUCCUCGGUAAAUUAUUCAUUAGGAAGUUUAGAGAAAAAAAAAAAAAAAAAAAAAAGGUUAUUUUUGGGGAAAAAUCCGGUGUUUUCCGGCAAGGACUGACAGCGAUCCCGGCCUCUGGAAUUGCGGCCGCCGCUGGAACUUUGGGAGCCUUCGAGGGGGAUUUUUGGGGAGUUUAUUUAAAAACAAAAACAAAAAAAAAACAAGGAGAAGGAAAAAAGGGGAUCGAAGAUUGCUGAGAAACGCUCGGGAUCCAGGCACGGCUGAGGUGCCCAUGGCGGGCCGCAAGCGCGGUGCCAGCGGCGGUGCCGGCAGUAGCGGCGGGGGCGCGGCGGCGCCGUGGCCGGAGGAGCCGGGCGAGCGCGAGCAGGGCCUGUACUCGCUGCACCGCAUGUUCGACAUCGUGGGCGCGCAGCUGACGCACCGCGACGUGCGCGUGCUCUCCUUCCUCUUCGUGGACGUGCUGGACGAGGCCGAGCGCGGCCGCAUCCGCUCCGGCCGCGACUUCCUGCUGGCCCUGGAGCGCCAGGGCCGCUGCGACGAGAGCAACCUGCGGCAGCUGCUGCAGCUGCUGCGCAUCAUCACCCGCCACGACCUGCUGCCCUACGUCAGCCUGAAACGGCGGCGCCCCGUGUGCCCAGACCUGGUGGACAAGUACCUGGAGGAGACGUCCAUCCGCUACGUCACCCCCCGCGCGCCCGGGGGCGCCCCGCCCGGCCUGGGCCACCCCCACAAAUCAGUGCCUGCCCCCCACCCGUCUCUGUGCUGCCCCCCGGGGGGGCCCCAGCUGGGCCCCAAGCGCCCGGGCCGGGCCCGGAGCCUCCUCGGGAACCAACGGAAACGCAGGAAGUCAGCGACCCCCGACCCCAAGGAGAAACAGACCUGCGACAUCCGCCUGCGCGUCCGCGCCGAGUACUGCCAGCACGACUCCGCCCUGCACGGCAACGUCUUCUCCAACAAGCAGGACCCUCUGGAGCGCCAAUUCGAGCGUUUCAACCAGGCCAACACCAUCCUGAAAUCGCGGGAUUUGGGCUCCAUCAUCUGCGACAUCAAAUUCUCGGAGCUCACCUACCUCGACGCCUUCUGGCGGGAUUACAUCAACGGCUCGCUGCUGGAGGCGCUCAAGGGCGUCUUCAUCACGGACUCGCUCAAACAGGCCGUGGGCCACGAGGCCAUCAAGCUGCUGGUCAAUGUGGAUGAGGAGGAUUACGAGCUGGGCCGCCAGAAACUCCUCAGGAACUUGAUGCUCCACACGGCUCCAUGAGGGAUCGCGGUUUUUUUGGGGUUUUUUUGGGUUUUUUUUGUCCUCCUCGCGAUUUUUCCGACCCCUCGUUGGUGGAUUGGAGGUGUGGGGGUGUUUGGGGUUUUGGGGUUCUCCUCGUGGUUUUCCUGCCUGGUUUUUUUUUUUUCUUUUGUA